Molecule: messenger RNA, 4197 nt
Organism: Sipha flava (yellow sugarcane aphid)
Lineage: Eukaryota; Metazoa; Arthropoda; Insecta; Hemiptera; Aphididae
Product: protein PF14_0175-like
Exons: 9
Coding region: 261-4073 (1270 amino acids)
Source: RefSeq, a predicted model, not a curated record
CUCUAUGCUACUACGGUCAUGGUCGAAAUGAGUAUUAUCAUUUAUCCGCCAUGCUGUUUUUAACGGAAUUUUAUUGUUACUUAUACGUUGUAUUUAAAAGUGUUCAGUGAAGUGUAGAAUUGUGUGAAGUGUGAACAAUUUCAUAAUAAUUGAGGUUUUUCAAUUUGAACAUUUUCAAUAAUUACCUGUAGUUUAUCAUCUAUAUCAACGAAAAAAUUAACUUAAAUCGUAAAGCUAUUGGAUACAUUAUUUUAUUCAGGAUGAGUGAAGAAGAGCCCAAAGAGAUUUUAGAUGAGUAUGAUGAUGGUAUUGUAUGCUUUGGUCCUGUAUUGACUGAAAGUCAACUUGAGAGGUUUAAAAGAUUACCACGUCAUACUGUAGUACCUUCAGACUUAAAGUUGAGUCAAUCUUUUUGUAUUGAUACAAAUGUACACGAAAUUGAAGACAAUGAUAAAUCUGUAUUGGGUAAAAUACAAAAAAAUACAGCAGUUCAUAACAAUGAUUCAGCUAAUACAACUCUGAUGACAAAUAAUAUGAUAGAAGAUGAAAUUAAAUGUUGUAAAGAUAAUUCUUCAAUAUUUUCCUCACCUUGUGCUUCUGAAAUUAUAUCAAAAGAAAAGUUAAUGAAUACAGAAGAAUUAGAAAGAAUUAGAAAGGAAUCAAUAUCAUUAAAUGAUGAAUAUUUUUCGGAAGGUCAAAAUAAUUCUACAUUUAAAGUUCAAGCUGUUAGUUACAAUGAUGGUCAACAUAUAGAGUUAUUAGAAAAUAAUUCUAUUUGUAAUGUCACUGAUUUGUGCAAUCAAGUAUGUGUUCCUGAUAUAAUCAAACAAAAUAUAAGUGAUGAGCAAAUUAGUACUCCUGAUAUGGCUGUAAACAUAUGUACAUUAAUACCUUUUGGUCAGGUAGAAAAUAAAGAUUUAAGUUAUUACGAUGACUCAGUUCUUGAAGAUGUUUGCAAUGAUGAUUCACUUGUAUCUGAUGAAUAUUAUAUAACACCUGGAAAACAACGAAUAUUUGAUAUGCGCCACACUAAUCCAUCAAUUCGUUCUAAAACUAUUGUAUCAUCUGCCCCAUCGAUGGAUAGGAUUAAAGAAAAUACAACUCCUGUUUUGCCUAACAUUCUUAAUACUUCUUCAAUCACUAUUAUUGAUGAUAAUUAUUCAUCAUCUGUAGGUGAAGAAAAUCUAAAUGCAUCAGAUACUAGUAAAAUAAUUAACAAUUUAUCUACAAUUGAUUUUAAUAAUACUAGUGAAAACAAAUUAGAAUCUACAAUGGUUGUUAUCGAAACAAAUAAAAAAAAUUCAAGUUAUUUAAUGGACUAUGACACUAUGAAUACUUUUUCAAGUAUAGAAAAUUUGUAUCAUACUGCAUCUGAUGAAGUUUUGAAAAAUGAUAAGCAUGAUACUCAACAUUCUAAUGUAGAUGUUAAAGUAAUGCCUGCUGAUGAAAGUAUUUACAUAGAAAAAGAAUCGGCUUAUUCUAACAAUAAGCUAUUGGAUACACCGUUAGAAUCUGUAAAAAAUGAUUUAAUUAAAGUUGAUUUUGAUAAUGCUUUAAAUAUUGUUUCUGAGAUAAAUGUUAAUGGUGAUAAUGAUAAUGAAAAAUCACUGGACUCUUUGAAUGUAAAAAAAUAUUCAAAUGAUUCUAGUGUUCUAAAUUCAACAUAUGGUGAUGCAUAUGAUAAAAAACUUUUUACAAACAAUUAUAAUGAACCAUUAAAAGAAAUCAGUCAAAUUCAAGAUCUUUCAAAUAUCAAUAAAAUAUGUGAUGAAGAAAAAUCCAUGGAUAUUAUGUCUGAUACAACUAUUAAUGAAACAUUACAAACAAAUGAAUUUAAUAUUAAUAAUAGUUUAAAAAAUUUUACCAAAUUAGAUAAUUCUUAUUUGGAUACAACUGAACAUAAUUAUUCAAAUGCAGUACCUACAGCUUUGGAAAGCACAUCACUUAACAUAAAACAACAUUUAGACAUUGAACCAGUCUUAUAUAAAAUGUCCUUUAAUAAUUCUUUAACAUGCUGUGAUGAUACCAAAAUAAAUAAAUAUGAUAAUAAUGAUGUAACUCAAGAAAAUAAAUUAAAACACAUACAUUGUUCUGAUGUCUCAAUGAACUCUGUAGAAAACAAGGAAAUUUCUAUUGCUGAUUAUGGUCCAAUAGAAUCGAAUUUGUCUGUUAUAAUUGAAAAUCGAACCUUGGAAGAAAGUGCAUGUAAUGAUAUAGAAAAAAAUAAUGAAGUAUCUAAUAAAUUAUCAAUUCAAAAUGGAAAUAUUUCAAGUACAAAUUUAGUUUUGGAUGAUGAUAAAAACUUUGAUCAAAAAGAUGUAGCAGAGAUUUCUAAUUUUGACAAUGUAGAAUUGAAUACAGAACCAAAAACUCCUAACCAAGAACAAAAUUUACUUAAUAAUUACGUUCAACAAUCAAAUUUAUUGAAUGUAUCUAAAAAUAGUUUAGAAAAUUAUAAUGGAAUGGAGAAUCUCUUCGAUUUUGAGACUGAAAAAAAAGUACAGCAAUUUGAGACUAAUACUCCCAAAGUACAGAAACUGUUGGAUUUUAGUUUUGUACAACCAACACUCAAUGAUAGAAAUCAAUCAAACAAACAAAAGCUUUUAAAUUUUAGUAUUGUUGAACAAACACCAGUUUCUAAAAGUAUUCCAGGAACGAUUUCAAAUAAAACAUUGAAUAACAAAAAUACUUUAAUUGAUUUUAGUUCAGUAGAUCAAAUGCAAGAAUUUGAUGAAACAGUUUCUGAAAAUAGUGAUAUUUUUAAAAAAGAAUUAAAAAGUUCUUUCAAUGAUAAUUUUUUAAAUAAUCUCUCUACUGUUUCAGCUCCUGAUUUUGAAUGUUUUAUGGAUGAGUCUAUAAAAACUAAUUUAUCUGAUCAAAGUCAUUUUACUAUGUUAAAUAAUGUUACUGAUACUGAUUUAAAUCAAUCAAUAUAUUCUGAUGAAAUGUGUCAACCCAAAAUGGAAGCUAAUCAGAGUACAGGAGAGAUAUUUGAUUCAAAAUCUUUAGAUGACAAUAAUUGUUCAAUUAUAAAAGAUAAGCUCUCAAAUUCUUUAGAUACAACUGUAGGACAAAUUGAGAAUUUGGAAUUAACUGGUACAACUGAAAAAAUUGAACCCAGAACAAAAUAUUUACCUACUGUUCCUGCAAAAAAAAAUGAUGAAAAUAUUAAUUCCUCUAUAGUGAAUUCAAACCAAAAAUUAAGUUUAAAUUCCAAAGAAUGUGUUAUUGUGGAUUUCAGUAUUAUUGAACAGACAAUGACACAGACACCUGAUUUAAAUACAUAUAUAAAUAUUAAACCUGAUGAAAAUGUUACUAAUUUUAUUGAUAUGUCAAUGGCUAAUACUACAUCAAAUGGACAAGUAUUUCCUUCAUCUAAAAACUCUGUUAUUAAUGUAAACCCUGAUAAUAAAACAGAAAACUCUUUGAAUAACGAUGCAGAUGAAAUUAAUAAAAUGACAAUUUAUCUAAGAGAAUCUAAAAAAAAUUUCAAUGAUACAUUAUUGACUGAUAUUCAGAUGGACAAUGUAUCAUUUUUGAUGGAAUCACAAAAAAAGAGUUCAAGUAAUGAGUCUUUUCAUAGUAUUGAAUUUAAUAAUGCGGAUGAAGAUAAUAAAAGAAAAAUGCCAGUUCAGGAAUUGUGCAGUAUUGAAAAGAAGAUGAAAUUUGAAAGUGAAGAAUUAAAAACUCCAGUGUCAAUGAUUUACAAAAUUAAAAAUAUGUUCAGAAGCAGUGAAAAACCAGCAAAUUAUCCAAGUAAUACUAAGUCAAGUGAAUUUAAAUCACAUAAAUGCUACCAUGAAAUGAGUGACUUAGAAAAUAAAUAUAACUUUACUAAUUUAGCUAGUUUGAAAAAGUCUGAAGUAUUGGCAAAAAGUAAAAUACCAUGUAUAGUAACAGACAAAUCAGCUAUGAAAAAUGAUGGAUUAAACAGUUCAUCAUUAUUAAAUGAUAGCAUCAAGCCAAAAAGAGUAAUACCCAAGUAUUUAGGAGUUCCUGUAUUAUCUGAUGUAUCUAAUUCAUCAAACAGGAAAUGCUCAGAAAGUCGUAUACCAUCUAAAUUUAAAAAAUAAAUGUUACUAAAAUAAUAAAAUUAUAUUAAGCUGGAUAUUAUGACUUAUUAUGUAAGAAAUCUUGCAAAAUGUAAUUAUAUUCAUACAUUUUAAGUGUUUAUUUCUGAUCACCUUAGUUUCAUAU